UCCUAAAUUAAGCAAAAAUGAAUCUGUUGGACUCUCGAAGCUAAGCUUCCUCCUGCCAUGGCGACGCCGCUGGUUCAAAAACCCUCAAUCGACAAGCUUUGAGUCCUUCGAUUUUGCAGGCAAGUCCCUUUCAUUUCCGUACACAAAUUCUAUUUAUAUCAAUCAACAUGAUUGCAAUUGCAAUUGCAAUUGCACGCAAGAAUCUCUUCUGCUUAUAUCUGAACACUAAUUCAUUUCUCUGCAACUCAAAUCUUCAUUUCUUUCCCGCAUUCCAAUUCUUCUCCACUUCAAAAGUGGAAAGACAAAUCCCUAGCCCUAGAAUCUACGAUGUAUUGGUUAACAAACACCACUUCUCUCCCGAAUCGGCUUCACUAGCUGCAUCACGUUCCCCCAAAUCUAGAAGCCCUAAAAUAGCCGAUUCAGUACUAUCCUUCUUUAAAGAGAAUAGCUUUACGACUACUCAGCUCGAGAAAAUCGUCAUCUUUUAUCCUGCGAUUCUAGGGUCUAGAAUUGAGCGCAUCAGAUUCAAAUUCAAGGUAUUCCAAGACUUGGGCCUUUCUCCCGAGGAGAUAGCCAAUAUAAUUUCCAAGGAUAUUUGUAUUUUACAAUCAAGCACGAAGAAUAGGAUCAUUCCUUCAAUAUCCAAGCUCCAGGAUGUCCUUGAACCUGGUCAUGAUGUGGUCCGACUUUUAAAAAGAUUUGCCUGGUUUUUGAGAGCGGAUUUGGAGAAAUCCUUAAUGCCGAAUGUGGAAAUCCUCAAGAGCUGCGGUAUACCUAUGGAGCGUAUCCAACACUUUCUCUUUCUUCAGCCCAAAUGUUUCUUGGUGAAGCCACAUAUUAUGAGGAAAUCUGUAGACAAGGCCAUACAAAUUGGGGCAUCUAAGGCUUCUAUCAAUUUCAUUUUUUGUGUUGGUUUAUUUGCUCUUAAGAGUAAGAGGAUGUGGGAGGUCAAGUUGCAAACUCUCCGCGAUCUGGGAUUUUCUGAUAAUGACAUGUUCCUGAUUCUUAGGAAGCAACCAACAGUCUUUUCGACUUCUGGAAAUAAAAUUAAGAAUGUGAUAGAGCUUCUGGUUGCUACCGGGAAGUACGAUAUGUCCAGCAUUGUCACUUGCCCGUCAGCACUCGGGUGCAGUAUAGAGAAGAGGCUUGAGCCGCGGCUGCAAAUUCUGUGGCUUCUGGAAAGCCUUAUUAUGAUGAGAUUGGCGAAGAACACAUCACUCGGAGAUACAUGUGGAGGGCCAAAGGCGUUGAAGCUUUAAGCUGAUGAUUGAGGAACUGGUAUGCUCAUUAUAUACAGAUAUCCAGCUUAUUUAAUCACUCUUGUAGAUUUUAGCCUUGUAUUGCUUUUCUGCUGUGAAUUGUGACAUUUGGAAGCAUGUUCGUGUUCGUAUUCUUGUUGUGACUGCUCGUCAUGAGAUUAGAAAAAACUGGUGUUGCCUCUUUAGGUAGUGUUUCAUUUUGUCCGCCAAUGAGGCCUUGUCCAAAAUCUGCAAAGCUGAGGCAUCACAUCGAGUCUCGCCUAAGCGUAGUUUAUAGUCUUAUUUGGAGUUGGUCUAGUUUGUAUUAUUGCAGGAACUAUUGAGAAGUUGUGCAAGUUAUUGACAAAUCUUCUUAUGGAGUAUAUUCGAUGGAUUAUAGUUCCAUCUUAUUUGGAUUUCGUUAUUGCAGGAAAAACAUAUCCUGCUUUCAUUUAUAAAAAUUCACAUUUGAUUGUCGUUGGAUUA
Messenger RNA from Salvia miltiorrhiza (redroot sage), 1724 nucleotides. RefSeq lists its product as uncharacterized. The transcript has 2 exons. The record is from RefSeq and is a predicted model, not a curated record. Gene Ontology annotation, cellular component: chloroplast. Gene Ontology annotation, molecular function: double-stranded DNA binding. Gene Ontology annotation, biological process: regulation of DNA-templated transcription; chloroplast organization. The coding region runs from base 168 to 1259 and encodes 363 amino acids. Lineage: Eukaryota; Viridiplantae; Streptophyta; Magnoliopsida; Lamiales; Lamiaceae.